ACUAACCUUAACUUACUUUUAAACCACGUGCAGUGACAGUUGUGGUUGUUUCAAAAGUGAAAAUUAAUAAUUUUUAUUUAUUGUUUUUAAUGAUUUUAAAUAUUUAAUAUUAAGAAUGUCUACUUGUAGAAUUCACAACGUUAGAUUUUAUAAUCUAGAACCAAAAGCAGUAACAUGUUUGUGUUAUGGUCAGGAUGUUAAGAAGUUAGCACUCACGAGAGAUGACAACACUAUAGAGAUAUGGCACGUGGAAAAUGCGCCUUUUAUUUUAUCAACAAUUCCAGGACAUUGUGACUAUUCAAUAGAAGCAAUUCUCUGGGUUGGUUCACGUCUAUUUUCGACUGGUCUCCGUGGAAUGAUUGUAGAAUAUGAUUUAAUAAAAUUAGGCUCAAAAUAUGAAAUAGCUGUAACUGGAGGUGCUGCAUGGUGUAUGGACGUUAAUCGUGAUAAAACACGAAUGGCAAUUGGUACAGAAGAUGGUUAUAUAAAUACAUUUUUCAUAACAUCGGAUUCUUUACUUUAUGAAAGAAUUUUCGAUAAGCAGAAAGGAAGAAUUCUCUGUUUAAAAUGGGAUAAUUCAGGUGAUAUGAUAUUUACUGGAUCUUCCGAUACAGUGAGAGUUUGGAAUUCAAUAACUGGACAUGCAAUUCAUAAAAUGACGACAUCGAGAAAAGAAGCGAAAAAGGAAACUAUUGUCUGGUGUUUAGAAGUGACUGAUGAAAAUACAAUUGUCUCAGGUGAUUCUCGUGGUGUUAUUUGUAUAUGGGAUCCUAAUGUUGGUACAUUAAUUGAAUCAUACGAAAGUCAUACGGCCGAUAUUCUUGCUCUUAGUAUGUCAAACGAUAUGAAUAUGUUUUAUUGUGCGGGUGUUGAUCCUGUUAUUAGAAUUUUUUCAAAAGUCAUUUCUAAAGGUAGAACACAAUGGGUACGAGGUACUGAGAGACGAUUACAUGUACACGAUGUUCGAGCAUUAAUUGAAGCUAAUGGAAAAUUAUAUUCAGCUGGUGUUGAUGGUUAUUUGGCACAAUCGAGUUAUCCGCCUAAAUUUCUUGUUAAAUAUCCACCAUUAUUGCAAACGCCUUGCGUGAGUGUGUGUAAAAAAUCACGAUGCAUUCUCUUAAGAUAUAGUAAUUUUCUAGAAUUAUGGCGAUUGGGUGAGAGUAAAAAUUCACAAGAUUUAGUGCCAAUUGGUACUUUACAUCAAUUGAAAGAGGAGCCUGUUAAAUUACUCACGUUAAAAACAAAAGAUGAGGAAAAUAUUGUCACUUGUGCUGUGAAUAAAACAUCGAAAAUUAUUGUCUACUCAACUGAUAGUCAUUUGAGAAUUUUUAAUUUUGACGUUGUCGAUGGAAAUGCCAGUUUGUGUAGAAAUGAUACGGAUGUUCCAUUAAAUAAGGUACAAAAAAUUCUCUUCAGUCCGGAUUCAAAACGAAUUGUAACUAUUGAUAACAAUGGUAAUGUAAAUACUGUAACAUUUUAUGAGAUUGAAAAGAAAAGUCGAUUAAGAUAUUUUGGUGCAUUUCAAACUGAUAGUGAAUUUAUUCAUCGUGUUGGAUUAGUUUGCUUCUCACCAGAUAGAAGAUAUCUCAUUUGCUCUGAUGAGAGUCGAAUCGUCGUUUAUCACGUGGAUGGAGAUCUCACGAGGGAAUCACUUAAACCCUGGUCAUUACCUAAAUACAGUUGUCCUGUUACUGCUAUGUCUGUUCAAGAAGAUACUCUCAAUUUAGUUGUCGUCUAUGCCGAUCACAAGAUUAUUGAAUACAACAUUCCAUCUCGAAAGUAUACGGAAUUUUCCAAGAAUUUACAAAAUUGUCUACCAUUACAAUGGCUUUCGAGACCCUUUCCAAUCACCAAUAUAAUUUUUAAUCCUAAAAAUGAAAAUGUUAUAAUUAUGCAUGACGAUACUUCAGUUUUUGUUCUCAAUAAAAAGAAUGAAUUGCCUAAUAAUAAGGUGAAAAUUGCAAAAUUAGAAAAUGGUGAUUCACGAGAUGACUCAAAUUCUGGUCUUAGUACACAGUCUCAUCAUAUGUUUCAAAUCAUUAAAAAAUAUAAGCAUUUGGUCCAUUUGGAUUGGUUGAAUGAUGAAGAAAUGGUUGCUGUAGAGGUUAAUCCGAUAUCAUUGACUGAAAAAUUGCCACCAACUUUAAAGAAAAAGAGUUUUGGCAUUUAAAUAAUAAUUCAUAAAGAAAAUAUCAAAGAGGAAACAAAUACUGCUACAAUGUAAAAAAAUGUGAAUAUCAAGAAUUAAUAAAGCGCGCUACUCCAUUA
Molecule: messenger RNA, 2268 nt
Organism: Leptopilina boulardi
Lineage: Eukaryota; Metazoa; Arthropoda; Insecta; Hymenoptera; Figitidae
Gene: l(3)72Dn
Product: U3 small nucleolar RNA-associated protein 4 homolog
Exons: 4
Coding region: 116-2170 (684 amino acids)
Biological process (GO): maturation of SSU-rRNA from tricistronic rRNA transcript (SSU-rRNA, 5.8S rRNA, LSU-rRNA)
Cellular component (GO): small-subunit processome; t-UTP complex; 90S preribosome
Molecular function (GO): RNA binding; protein binding
Source: RefSeq, a predicted model, not a curated record